Molecule: messenger RNA, 1430 nt
Organism: Melopsittacus undulatus (budgerigar)
Lineage: Eukaryota; Metazoa; Chordata; Aves; Psittaciformes; Psittaculidae
Gene: TM6SF1
Product: transmembrane 6 superfamily member 1
Exons: 10
Coding region: 136-1248 (370 amino acids)
Cellular component (GO): lysosomal membrane
Source: RefSeq, a predicted model, not a curated record
GGUUUAACCCUCCCCAGGCGGGGCGGGCAGCGGGCAGGGGCCGGCGGGCGGGAAGGGCUGAGGCGAGGCGGUGCCUCGGGCCGGGCGCGACGCUCUCAGGGGCGCAGAGCGCGGCUGCCGCUUUCCGCCGCGGGCAUGAGCGCCUCGGCGGCCACCGGCGUCUUCGUGCUGUCCCUCACCGCCAUCCCCGUCACGUACCUCUUCAACUGCCUGGCGGCCACCGGCAGUUCCUGGAUAAUUGUUCCAGUUGGAUUGCUGGUUCUGGUUUUUAUUGCUCUGUUGGCUCGUGUUCUUGUCAAAAGAAAACCACCCAAAGACCCUCUGUUUUAUGUUUAUGCUGUAUUUGCCUUUACCAGUGUAGUGAAUCUAAUAAUUGGACUUGAACAGGAUGGAAUUAUUGAUGGAUUCAUGACUCAUUACUUGAGAGAGGGUGAACCAUAUCUGAACACUGCAUAUGGCCAUGUGAUCUGCUAUUGGGAUGGCUCCGCUCAUUAUCUGAUGUAUCUGCUGAUGGUGGCAGCUAUUGCAUGGGAACAAAGCUACAGAACUAUUGGCCUCUACUGGCUAGGUUCCAUUAUCAUGAGCAUCAUUGUCUUUAUGCCUGGAAACAUUGUUGGCAAAUACGGAACAAAAGUGUUUCCUGCUUUUUUCUUAAGUCUACCAUACAUUUGCCUUCCCAUAUGGGCUGGGUUCAGAAUUUAUAACCAACCUUCUGUGACUCAUGAUACUCCAGUCAAGGUGGUUCAGGAAGUCCAGAAGAAAGGACUCUUAAGACGACCAAUAGAUUUAAUGUUAGCUGCAUAUCUCAUUCUAGCAACGGGGUUUUGCAUAUUUAGGGGCAUGAUUGCUCUGGAUUGCCCUGCUGAACUCUGCCGGCUGUAUAUUCAACUUCAUGAGCCCUACAUAAAAGAUCCUGCUGCCUAUCCCAAGCUUCAGAUGCUGGCAUACAUGUUCUACUCUGUGCCAUACCAUGUGAUUGCUCUGUAUGGCCUGCUGGUGCCUGGUUGUUCCUGGAUGCCCGAUUUAACCCUUAUACAUGCUGGAGGACUAGCUCAGGCUCAAUUUUCCCAUAUUGGCGCUUCUCUUCAUGCUCGAACUCCUUACAUCUACAGAGUCCCUGAAGAAGCAAAACAGUUUUUCCUGAUAUUGAACAUAAUGUAUGGGAUUCUUCCCCAGCUGUUCGCUUACAGAUGUGUCAACAAGCCAGAGUUUUUUAUGAAACCAAAACAAGAAGAAAAAACAGAAUAACACAACUGUUUUCAGCUCCUCGUUCUGGCUGUCUAUAUACCUGGGUUGGGAUGUAACUGAACUGCUCCAAUGGAACCCGAAUGAAGUGUGUAAGAUGUGUAAAUCUGCACAGUUGUGUAAAGUUGCACGGUCUGUUUGUUUAUCCUACUUGAAAAGGGAAAUAAAGAUGACUGCCUUCAGUA